Plasmodium relictum is the source of this 5727-nucleotide messenger RNA. Its product is annotated as conserved Plasmodium protein, unknown function. The coding region runs from base 1 to 5727 and encodes 1908 amino acids. The transcript has 3 exons. Gene Ontology annotation, molecular function: protein kinase activity. NCBI's taxonomy places the organism in Eukaryota, Apicomplexa, Aconoidasida, Haemosporida, Plasmodiidae. The record is from RefSeq and is a predicted model, not a curated record. Gene Ontology annotation, biological process: protein phosphorylation.
AUGGAAAAACAGAAGCUUUUGAAUAUUUUAGAAAGAGAAUUAAAAGAAUAUGGAGAUGAUGAAAUGCUAUUAUGUUUUCAUAAAUUUUAUAAAUCUAUUGAUGGAAAUGAAAUUAACGUUGCAAAAAAGGUGUUCAGUGAAUUGAUUCAGCAAAUGAAAAAAUUCUUUAUAAUUUACGAUAAAAGAAAUAGAAAUGAUUUAAUUGAAAAAAUAAAGAAUUUACUCAAAGAGGAAAGUAAUGAAGUUAAUAUAAUAGAUAUAGAGAAGGAAAAUAACGCAAAUGAUAACAUAGUUGAUGAAGAUAUAAAUAAUCUUAAUGAAAAGGGAAAUAAAAAUAUUAGAUUUAAUAAACAAAAGGAAUAUAAUAAUUUUAAAAAUCAUUAUUCUUUUUUAUGUACUGAUAUAUUUAAUGAUAUUAAUUUAAAAGAUUUAGAAAAAAAAUUAUAUGAUUUGGAUAUAUUUCAUUUAUAUAAUUCAAAUAUUAAAACUAUAUUAGAAGAAAAUACACUUGAUGAGAAAUGUUUUUAUGAAACAUUUCAAUACUUUCUAAAUUUAUUAAGUCUCUUAUAUUUUUUUAAAAAUGUAUACUUUGAUUUAAGUUAUAAAACAAAUGAAAAUUCAUAUUCAUUUCUUUUUAAAGGUUUUGAAGAAAGGAAAAGUAAGGUAAUAAACUAUUUUUUUUUUUUUAAAAAAUUAAAAAUAAAUAAAUUAAUGGACAAUGAAAUCAUAAAAAUAUAUUGUAAUUUUUUUCAAUAUAUUUACAUAAAUGAGUAUUUAAUUAGAAACAUAUUUGAUAUAACAACGAAUUCAUUUAUUUAUACAUCUGUUAAAAAUUUUCAAUCUAAAUAUAAGAUAGAUUGUAUUAAUGAAAAUAGUAAGGAAUGUUUAGAAAAAAAAAAAGAUUCUGAGAAAAUAUUAUGUGGUGACACUAGCCUUAAUAAUAUAACUAUAAAGAAUUCUAAUAGUGAUAAUCAUAAUUGUAAUAAUAAUAAAUUAAAUAAUAAGUCGUUGGAAUGUAAGGAUAAUAAUGAUAUUAAAAAUCAAGAUAAAAAUAAAGAAAUAGGAGAACAAGCAAAUAAGGAACAUAAAGGAAAUUAUUUGAAUGAUGCUUGCUUGUUAAAAAAAACAAACCAAGAAGAUUUUUUGAAUAAAGAAUUAAAUAAUUUUUUUAUUUCUAAUAAUCCUAAUAAAGUAAACAAAAAUUCUUUUAUAGAAAUAAUAUAUGAAAAUGAAAAUUAUAAAAAUAUUUAUUCAGGUGAAAUAAUUAAUUCUUUAUUUUACUUUUUUAAUAAUCCUUAUUUAAUUUUUUCUUUUCAUAAAAAUGUGUUAUUUUAUAUUGAAAAAAAAUGCAAAGAUAAAAGCUUUUUUCAAUCUAAUAAAAAUGCUCAAGCUUUAAUUGACUAUUUGAAUCAUUGUGUAAUUACUAUCUCUAGAGUGCUUUACAUAUUUAUAAGUGCAGGAUUAUUUUUUAAUAAAAAUAUUAUGAAGUUAGAAGCAAAUAAGUAUUUAAAUUUUUAUAAAUUAUUAAAUUUUUAUAACUUUCCAUAUAAUGAAGAUUACGAGGAUAUUAAUAUAUCUGAUCGAAAUCCUGACAAAGAUGAAAAUAAGAAAAAUUCAUUAAAUGUUAAAAGUUCAUCUUUUUACGAUGGAAAUGCUGAAAAUUCCUAUGGUGGUAAUUCCUAUAGAAGAGAUUUGAAUUAUAAGAAUAAAAUAAAUCGUAAUAACUUAAAAGAUACUGAUUUUUACGAUCUUGACAUUAUAAAAUAUUUAAUGAAGUAUAAAAAUACUGUUAGUAAUUUAGGCCAGGGAGAGUUUAGUAAAACGGAUUAUAGUCAAAGUGAAUGUGAAAGUAACGAUUUUUUAUCAGAUGAAAGUUAUGUAAUAGAUGAAUCUAAAAAUGAUGAAAACAAAAAUAUACUAAAGGAUAACAAUAGAAGAAAUGAAAAUGAAUAUGAAAAUGAAUAUUAUGAAAGCGAAAAUGAAGAAAAUAGUAGCAUAAAAAGUGAUGAUAAUAACAAAAUAUCUAAAAAAACAAAAAAAAUCUUUCAUAGAUUAUCAGAUGAAUAUAAUAUAAAUCAUGAUGUUUAUCAGAAGACAUGUACUAACAAAAGUAUUUUCAAUGAUAUACUAGAAAAAGCUAAAACAAAAAAAUGUUUUUAUGAUUUUAUAAGUAAAGCAAACAAGUUGAAAAACUCUUUUGAUAUCAAUAAUGUAAAUAAAAAUAAAUAUAUAGAUUUAAAUUACAUAGAAAAUAUAGAUACUAUUUCUUAUUUCAUAAGUAUAUAUAAUUCAGAUAAUAUAUUUCAGUUUGAUUAUUUCUUUUUAAAAUUUAUAGCAGAAAUAACAUCAACUUAUAAUAAUUAUAUUAAAUCUUAUUUAAUUAACUCAAAUAAUAUAAAAUAUAAAAAGGAAGAACUUGAUGCGAUAAUGAAAAAAAUGAAUAACUUCCUAAGUGAAAUCACAAAAUUGAUUUACAUAUAUACUUGGUGUAUAUUAUAUAUAUUUGGGCAUUCCUAUUCUUAUGUUAAAUACGCAAAAUAUUUUUAUCAAAAAAAAUCCUUUUUUGUAUUAGAAAAUAAGGAUCAGUUUUUUUUUAAUAAUUUUAAUUAUUUUACACAAGAAGCAAGUAAUAGUAGCGAUUUGUAUAUUAAAAGUUUUUAUACACCAUCUAAUAUUGUUGAAAACUUAAAGUAUAAUUAUGAAUUAAAAAAGAAUAUAGAAGAAUUUGAAGAUUUUAAUUUUAAUAACUUACUGCAUAUAUAUAAGAAAUCAUAUUUUCAAAAUAUAGUAGAUAAAUUACAUUUAAAUUUAAAGUUCGUAGAAAAUAUAUUAUUUACAAUGAACACAGUUUUCAAGAAUAAAAUAAGUAAAAAAAAAAGUUUCAUAGAAUAUUUGUGUAUAAAAGAUCAGAAAUUAGAAGAUAUUUACAACUCAAUUGAAAAUUUAAAAAGAAACAUAAAUAAAUAUAAGAAGACUUUUCAUUACUGCUUAAAUUUUAAUAACAUAAAAAAUGUUAUAAUUUUAACAUUAGAAGAAAUGAAUAUGAGUUCUGAUAAAUUAGAAUUAAAUAAAUUGCUAAAUGAAUACUUGACUAAAUUAGAAAACAAAGGUCAAUUGAAAAAAAAGCAAAAAAAAAUAAAUGUAAAAAUAAUUGAUAAUAAUAUUAUACUUGAUGCUAACAAAAGAAAGAAAAAAGAAAGAAGGAACAAUUUAGAUGCUUAUAAAAAUUACAUGUAUACUUUUAUGCAAAUGAAAAAAAUUUCAAAUAAUUUAAUUAAAAAGAAAAAAAAAAGAACUAUUGAUAAAAAUAAUAGCGACUCAAGUUCUGAGUGUGGAAGAAAUAAUAAUAAAAAAAAGCAAAAAAAUUUAAAAAAAAAUAUAUCACUUGAUAAUAACUUAUUAAAAAGAAACCAAACUAGACUGAGGAAAAUAACCUUUUUUACAGAUAAUGACUGUUAUGAUAAAGAAGAGGUAAAUGAAAAUUAUUCUGAAAAUAAUAACAAUUGUAAAUCUAUCAAUGAUAUAAGCAGUCAUUAUGUUAAAUGUGAAGAAAGUUCUAACAAGGAUACAUUAGAAAAUCAGAGUAAUUAUUACGAUAGUAGUGAUGAUUAUAAUAAUAAUAAUAAUAAUAAUAAUAGCAAUAAUAUAUGUGAUAAAUUUCAUUUCCAUGAUGUUGAUAAUAGAUGUAUGUUGUAUAAAAACAAAAAUAAAAUUAAUGAAGAUGAUAAAAGUGAUAUGCUUUUAAAUUGUGAAUACAAUACAGAAAGAUUGAUAUUCUUUUUUAAUUUAUUAAAUGGUAAUACUUUAUUCUAUUAUUUAUCAUUACAUUAUUUAGUUAAAAAUGAGCAGCUUAUGGAAAUAUUACACUUUCUUCCUUUAAAAUAUUUGCUUGAUUUGUUAGUUUUAUAUGAUUUAAAAGAUUAUAUAAAAUUUAAAACAAUUAUUAGGGUCUUUAGAAUUAUAUAUGAAUUUCAAGACUUUUCUCCUAUGUUAAAACAAGAAAUAUUUUUUAAUAAAAAUAAUUAUUGUUUAGAAAAUUCUGAUUUUAUGAAUUAUGAAUUUUCAUGUAAAUUUUUAACUAUUAACAAAAAAUAUAAGGAUAGAAAAAAUAAGAUGAAAAAAGAUAAUAAUGAUGAUAAUAAUAAAAAUAUUUUUUUAUCACUUAGCAAAUCAGCAACAAAUUAUCAAGAGAAAGAAAAAGAAAAAGAAAAAAAAUUGGAUGUUUUUGACAAAAAUAUAAUGAAUGAAAAAAAUAUGUUUUAUGAAAAUAAAAAGGAAGUAAGAAGCAACUUAUUGCAUAUUUUAAAAAAUACAUUUUCUAUUUUUAAUUUCUCUAAGACAUUAAAAAGCUAUCCUCUUCUCUUAAAAGAUGUGCUAAGUAAAACAUUAAUGAAAAAAAUGGGAAAAUGUAUUUCUUUAGAAGAUGAUAUUCAUAAUAAGGAAUGUGAUAAUAUAAAAAAUUAUUCUUUUAAUUUUAUAUAUAAUAAUAUACAAAAUUUAUCUGUUGACUGUCACUCAUCAUCUUACAAUCAUAAAAUAAACACUAAUGAACUUUAUAAUAUUAGCAUUCAUAAUUUUAUUUUAUAUCAUAUAUAUGAAUUAGCUAUAAGAACAAAAGAGCUUAUUAUAAAAAGUUCUUGUUUUAAAUUGAUUAAAUACUUACUAACUGAGUAUUAUUAUUAUCCAGAUAUAUUUAAUGAAAAAUGUCAUGAAUUAAUUAAUUCAAAUAUAAGAUUAAAUGAUUUUUAUAUUAAAAAUGUCAUAUUAGAUUUUGUUUCUUUUAAUAUCAUGAUUUGCCAUCUUCAAAAAGAAUUAACGUCAAAUUUAAAUGUUUUAAAUAAUUUAGAUUUAUUUAAUUAUUCAUUAAGAUCAAUAGCAAAUUAUUUAAUUGGAUAUAAAAACAAUUCUUUUUUUUUUCUAAUAGAUAAAAAAAAGGUAAAAACAUUAUUAAUAAAAUUAACUUUUAUGAUUCCAUUUAUUUAUAAAUUAAAAAUACCAGCUUGUGUUAUAAGGUUGUACAUUCGCGUGAUUAAAUCAUUAGAUAAAGAAAUAUUAGACAUGAUAAAUAAUUUAAACAAAGUAGAGCUUAUAAAUGACAGUUUAUUUUAUAUUAUUAUAAGCCAUUUUAUUUAUUUUUUUUUAAAUUUGAACAUUGAAUUAGACGAAGAGGCCUCUAAUUUACUAUCAUGCAAUUUUAAAAGUAGUUUUUCUCACAGUUUAAGCAAAAAAAAUAAUUUUAUUAAAAUCACGAGUAAUCAUACUGAAGGAAAAGAGGAAUUAUCCUAUGAAAAUAAUACAUUGCAUGAAAUUAAAAGGGAAGAACAAAGCAAUUAUUUACGUGUUGAUAAUGAAUAUCAUAUAGAUAACGAAAACUACUCCAGUAGCAGUAGUGAUAAUUUGGAUAAUAGCAAUGACAAUAACAAUAAUGAUUCAGAAUGCUACGAAGAUAAAAGUUACGAAGGUACAGGUGAUUCAAAGGACGAUAAUGAAUCAAAUAUAAAUAAGGAAAGUGAAAGUACUAUUAUCAAUCCUAUAUGUAACAAAAUAUCUGAAGUUCUACAUUUAAGAAAAAUAAUAAAUGAGAAAAAUUCUUUUAAUUUAGAAAACAAUUAUUUUAUAAAUUAUUCAUUAUAUAUAUUUCAUAAAGAACAUUAUUCAAUAUAUGUAUUUUUUUCUACUUUCUUUAAAAAUGUUUUAAAAGAAUAUAAUGAAAUAAGCAAAAGUUAA